GUGUGGGAGGGAGGUUAAAGGUUAACCGGAAGGGGCGUGACCGAGCGCGCGGCGCGCGACGUGGAGACUCGGAAGCGGCUGAAGAAGGUGCAGCUGCUGUAGCUGCCGGAACCGCCGAAGAAGCUGAAGAAGGUGGAGCUGCUGAAGAAGGUGGAGCUGCUGAAGAAGCUGAAGAAGGUGGAGCUGCCGAAGAAGGUGGAGCUGCUGAAGAAGCUGAAGAAGGUGAAGAAGGUGAAGAAGCUGACGAAGGUGCAGCUGCUGCUACUGCUGCUCGAGCCGAAGCUGCUGCGAGCUUCUCUGACGGGAAGGAGGAGGAGGAGGUAGCAGCAGCAGCAGCAGCAGCCGGACGAGGGAGACCACGACGAGAGGCCGUGACCCCCUGGUGACCCCUCGUGACCCCUCGUGACCCCCCGCAGGCCAUGUCGGAGGGAGAUAGCAGUGGCGAGGCGCUGAGGGGCGGCCCGUCGCACCUCGUUCGCUUCUUCACUCGCCUCGGCCAGCUGUACCAGUCGGUGUUGGAUCGCUCCACUCCCCACAUCCCUGCCCGCUGGGUCACCACGGCCAUCCUAGCGCUGCUUUACCUGCUCCGAGUCUACGUCAAGCAGGGCUGGUACAUCAUCACCUACGCUCUUGGCAUCUACCACUUGAAUCUCUUCAUCGCCUUCCUCUCUCCAAAGGCCGAUCCCUCCUUCUCAGAGGACUCUGACGAGGGGCCGUCUCUGCCCACGAAACAGAACGAGGAGUUCCGUCCGUUCAUCCGCAGGUUACCAGAGUUCAAGUUCUGGUACUCUGCCACUAAGGCGGUGCUGGUGGCCAUGCUGUGCACGUGCUUCGAUGCCUUCAAUGUGCCGGUGUUCUGGCCCAUUCUGGUCAUGUACUUCCUGCUGCUGUUCUGCAUCACCAUGAAGAGGCAGAUCAAGCACAUGAUCAAGUACCGGUACCUCCCGUUCACGCACGGCAAGACUCGCUACCGGGGGAAGGAGGACACGGGGCGUGUCGUGGCCAGCUAGAGACACGCCGAGACGACACGGGGAGAGACACGGGGACACACGGGGAGAGACACGGAGACACACACACGGGGAGAGACACGGAGACACACGGG
Messenger RNA from Petromyzon marinus (sea lamprey), 1102 nucleotides. Lineage: Eukaryota; Metazoa; Chordata; Hyperoartia; Petromyzontiformes; Petromyzontidae. The record is from RefSeq and is a predicted model, not a curated record.